CUCCGACAGCGCAAAUAUGCUGGCCUUUGUUUUCGCAGACCUCCUGCCAUCUAAGCUGAAUUUUCUUCUUUUUCAAAUCCAGUCGCAUACCAUGCGAAGCGGACUGUCAUGUUUCGUCUCCCGAUAGUGCGCGCGUUCUUCCGUGUAUCGCCCCAGCCGGCCACGGCUUCCUCGCUCCUCCACUCUACCCGCAUCCCCUCUCACAUUCCUCGCUCCACAACUUUGACACGACGUCUGUCGUCAAGAACUCGUGGGACCACUUCACCGGCCUUCCUGCCCUCGAGACGCAUUUCCGGUCAAUCGCGGCUUCGGUCUUUCUCCGUGUCCGCCCGCAGCCGCGCGAAGUAUAAUCGAUUCAAUGAACCACAGUUUCCGAAACUCCAGGAUGGCGAGCAUUGGCAGGCCUGGCUCGCACUCAUUGCCGUCGGAGGAAGCUUCUAUGUCUAUAACCUCGAGACUGUGGAGCUGACCGGCCGCACUCGAUUCAACUGUGUAUCGGACGACCUCGAGAGGCAAAUGGGAGACAAUGAAUACCAACAACUCCUGAAAAGAGCCGAAGGAAUGAUCUUACCUCCGUCGCACUAUAUAUCCGAAGAAGUGACCAGAGUUUUUGAGCGGCUGAUCGCUCAUACCCCCGUACAAGGCACGAACUGGGAGGUGCACGUUAUCAACGAUAUGUCGCAGCAGAACGCAUUUGUCCUUCCGAAUGGAAAGGUAUUCGUGUAUACUGGCAUCUUGCCGGUUUGCGGAAAUUCUGAUGGUCUUGCGGCGGUGCUGGGCCAUGAAAUCGCUCAUGUGCUGGCCCAUCACCAGGCUGAACGGAUGAGCCAUUCUGUUCCUAGUGUCAUUUUGACCUACGGGCUGGUAUAUCUGUUUGGCACCUUCGGACAUUUCGCGUCCCAGAUGUUGGACUGGUCUGUCAAUCUGCCAAACACGCGGGUGCAGGAGGCUGAGGCAGACAAUAUCGGGCUGAUGCUAAUGGCCAAGGCUUGUUACAAUCCCCGUGCUGUAGUUGACUUCUGGGACCACAUGCACAAGUCUGAAAGAGUCCGUGUGCCUGAGUUUAUGUCAACACAUCCAUCGGCAUUCAACCGAAUGCAAUCCAUGAGCGAAAGGCUCUACAGAGCUGAAGCCCUCUAUGAAAACAGCGGAUGCCAUAUGGUCAGAGGUUACAUUCCUGAAUUUACCGACGCAAUCGACCAUUACGCAGGGCCUCAGGGAAGAGGCCCUGCUAUCAGAAACCAUCAUGGGAGAGGUCAUCAUGGCGGACUCCGCCAUGAACAACUCCAACAUGAUGACAGCUCAGACGGCGAAUACUUCUUCUGAAAUUACUUCAGGAUAAAUUACUGUAUUACUAUAAUCAAUUCUCCUGUCCUGUCAUACCUGAGAUCCUUCCAUCCCAGUACUGUGGAUCGGAUCCGCACAAGGCAUAGCGUGAUAUGAGCGAUUUAGCAUGUACCUAUCUCACGGCCUGUCGGGUAUCGACUAUAUCUGGCAAAAACGCGACUAUUUCUUUCGGGAUACUCCACUCUGUUUGCAUUGAAUUACUAUGAGAAGUCUACCUUCUGGCA
Molecule: messenger RNA, 1571 nt
Organism: Aspergillus welwitschiae
Lineage: Eukaryota; Fungi; Ascomycota; Eurotiomycetes; Eurotiales; Aspergillaceae
Product: M48 family metallopeptidase
Exons: 9
Coding region: 109-1326 (405 amino acids)
Biological process (GO): mitochondrial protein processing; protein quality control for misfolded or incompletely synthesized proteins
Cellular component (GO): mitochondrial inner membrane
Molecular function (GO): metalloendopeptidase activity
Source: RefSeq, a predicted model, not a curated record